Messenger RNA from Ceratina calcarata, 2244 nucleotides. Its product is annotated as triokinase/FMN cyclase. Lineage: Eukaryota; Metazoa; Arthropoda; Insecta; Hymenoptera; Apidae. Bases 163 to 2082 code for a protein of 639 amino acids. Gene Ontology annotation, molecular function: glycerone kinase activity. Gene Ontology annotation, cellular component: cytosol. The transcript has 11 exons. The record is from RefSeq and is a predicted model, not a curated record. Gene Ontology annotation, biological process: glycerol catabolic process.
GCGAAUCGCGAAUAGACUCACCGUGGUCGUCGUCGAGAGUCGAAACCGUCGAAACGCGAUGAGUAUCGAGAUCGAGCUGAUCGUGCUAGUAAAAGUCAGUAAAAGUCAGUAAAAGUUGGUUAAAAUAGUGCAGGAGGAGGUUGUCGAAAAAAAGAUCGUUCUAUGCGCGGCGCUCGGCUAGCAUCGAAAGUGAUCGAGGAGGCAUGUCACCGCACCGAUCUUUCUCCGCGGAAAAUCAGCAGUAGUACAUCCGUGAACGUCCGUUUACCCGUCCGUUCGACGACACGUUCGAUCGGCAGAAGCGUCUGCUACAACAAACUCUCGGUAAGAACCAUGAAAAGAUUGGUCAACGACGUCGAUGACGCCGUCACGGAGUCCCUUCACGGCUUGUCUUUCGCAUAUCCACAAUUCGAGUAUCAAGUCUCCCACAGAGUCGUUUUGAUACCCAAGCUCGAGGAUCGGAAGAAAAAAGUGUCUCUGAUAUGUGGCGGCGGAAGCGGUCACGAACCAUUCGCAGCGGGCUACGUUGGACGCGGUAUGUUAACCGCUGCUGUGGCAGGUUCGAUUUACGCCGCACCACCAUCGAUGCACAUAUCGUACGCGAUAGACCGUGUCUCCGCACACGAUAAGACUGGAAUUUUGAUGAUAGUUCCGAAUUAUACCGGAGACUGUUUAAACUUUGGAAUAGCCGUCGAGCGAGCGAGGCAAGAGGAUUUGAACAUUGCAGAGAUAAUCGUGAACGAGGAUUGCAGCAUACCAAAGGAAAAUCUGAGCUUGGCCGGGAAACGUGGUUUGUGCGGAAUCGUGUUGAUCGUUAAAGUAGCUGGUGCGUUAGCUGAAAACGGCAUGCCGCUCGACGAGAUCUCCGAGAUCGCGCACCGCGUUCUACGAAACAUGGCCACCUAUUCGGUCGGAAUGACCGCCUGCUCGAUACCCGGUCAGCCUCCGAUGUUCCAAUUGGCGGAGGACGAGAUCGAACUUGGAAUGGGAGUUCAUGGAGAGGCAGGACACGAAAAGAGGAAGAUCGCUCCGUCGAGCCAGGUAGUCGCGCUCAUGUUGGAACGGAUCUGCGGCGCGCUGUCUUUGAAGAGCGGAGACGCGGUCGCGAUAAUCGUUAACAAUUUCGGCGCGUUGAGCCAACUUGAACAGGGAAUCGUCGUUCACGACGCGAUCAAACAUCUCCGAGGCAUGAACGUGCAGCCUCUUCGCGUAUACACCGGCCUGUUGAUGACGUCGUUGAACAGCGCCGGGGUGCAGAUUACCGUUUUAAAUUUACCCGAGAGAGACAGGAAUCUGUUUCUCAGUUGUUUAGACGCGCCCACCGAUGCUCCAAAGUGGCCUGGCUGCGCGUACAGUGUCCCCGACGAAAGCUCGACGACGCGGCAGAAGGUCCGUCAAGAUUCUGUGGUGAGAGUCGUCGAGAGGCGGGGAGUCGAGGUCGGUCCGGACAUGCAAACUUUGAUGCAACGAUGCGUGAGGAGCGCUUGCGAAGCUCUCAUCCGAGAAGAAGAUCGUCUGAACGAUCUGGACAGAGGCUGCGGAGACGGGGACACGGGAUCGACCCUUAAGAGACUCGCUACAGAAGUCCUGAGGAAAUUCAACGAGCUUCAGUUUUCGCAUCCGUCAGCAGUUUUCUCGGAACUGGCUAACAUCGCCGAGGAACGAAUGGGUGGCGCAUCCGGUGGCCUCUAUUGUUUGUACUUGACCAGUUUGAACGCAGAACUGUGCGUGCCCCAAGUUGACGGCGGCUGGCUGAAACUUUGGGCCCAAACGUUGCGCACGAGUUUAGAAAUCGUGAUGAAAUACGGAAAAGCGAAGCCGGGAGAUAGAUCGAUGGUCGACGCGCUUCACGCGUUCAGUGAAACUUUUGAGAAGACAUUGGACAAACCGUGGACAGAAAUUUGCGAUGCGGUGAAAGCAGCAACUUGGCGAGCAUGUGAAUCGACCAAGAACAUGAAAGCCAGGGUAGGACGAGCCAGUUACGUCAGAGAGGAAGAAUGUUUCCAAAAGAUGGACGCUGGUGCGUACGCGGUCGCAGUCAUCGUCGAUGCCAUAAUGAACGAGAUUAGAACUGUGUUUUAACUGCGCCGCUUGGAACGAGACGUUUUCGGCUGCGGGAUGGAAAUUUCGCUGUACUUGGCUAUCUCCGUGCAGCAGACACGUGUAAACGUGAUGAAACUUUGCUUCGUUUUCGUGUUCUGUAAACGUGAAUCUGUGCGAUGAUAAAUAAAAUUGGUCCCGAGA